AUGAAGGCCCUUCGUGAAAAACUCAAGGAUACCAAGUUGCACGAUGCGAAGAUCAAAGCCAUUCAUCUCAAGCACAAAAUAGGCAAGCUCGGCAACAUUGUCAAUACCAAUCAUCGCCAUGAUGAGGAACAUGAGCAAGCUACCGACCGCAAAAGAACCGCCAUAUGUGAUAGUCAUCGCUUCAAGUCAUUCUUCCCGGAGCGCGACGCCAACAACAUCAAAUGGUAUGUCGAUGGCCGUGACUAUAUGUGGGCCGUCUCUGUAGGACUCGAGUCUGCCAAAGAAACCAUUUAUAUCGAAGACUGGUGGCUAUCCCCGGAGUUGUUCUUGCGUCGUCCGCCAUUUUUCAACCAAGAAUGGCGUCUUGAUCAAAUCCUCAAGCGCGCCGCCGAGCGUGGUGUUCAGAUUUAUGUUAUUGUCUACAAGGAGGUUUCACAGGCUUUAACUUGCAAUUCUGCCCAUACCAAGCACGCCUUGAGGGCGCUUUGCCCAGAGGGUACCCCUGGACAUGGCAACAUUCAUAUCAUGCGUCAUCCAGAUCACAAUGUCUUCGAGAACUUUGGUGACAUGACUUUCUACUGGGCUCAUCAUGAGAAAUUCAUCGUCGUCGACUAUCACCUCGCAUUCAUUGGAGGGCUGGAUUUGUGUUAUGGUAGAUGGGAUAUUAGGCAACAUAUCCUCGCCGAUGUGCAUCCAUCUGGCGUUGUCAACGAAAUCUUUCCAGGACAAGACUUCAAUAACAACAGAAUCAUGGAUUUCCAAACUGUUGAAGAUUGGUCCAACAACGAGUUGAACAAGACUGACUACGGAAGAAUGCCAUGGCACGAUGUCGCCAUGGGACUGGUCGGAGAGUGUGUAAUUGACAUCGCCGAGCAUUUCGUCUUGAGAUGGAAUUUCAUUAAGCGGGACAAGUACAAACGUGAUGAGGGAGUCGACUAUCUCUGCCUGAGUACAAGAUCUCGCUCUGAUGGUUCUAAUCCCGAUGAAGAUCUCAUUGCUGUACAACGUCCCAAACAUCCGGUAGGAAAUUACAUCGACCAUCCUUUGACCCCUCUGGAAGGGAAAGGACUACAGAACGCAGGCUCAGUCCACGCUCAAAUCGUACGCAGCAGCGAUGAUUGGAGCAGCGGCAUUUUGCUUGACCAUAGUAUCCAAAAUGCCUAUAUCGAAGUGAUUGAAAAGGCACAACAUUACGUCUACAUCGAAAACCAGUUCUUCAUCACAGCCACAGGUGAUCAGCAAGCCCCAGUCAGCAACACCAUUGGCCGCGCCAUGGUAAACGCAUGCAUUCGUGCCCACGAGGAAGGUCGAAAGUUCCGCAUCAUCAUUGUCAUUCCCGCCAUCCCGGGCUUCGCAGGCGAUCUUCGAGAAGACGCCGCCAUUGGUACGCGUGCCAUCAUGGACUAUCAAUUCAAGUCCAUCAAUCGUGGAGAACACUCCAUCAUGGGUCAGCUCACCAAGGCCGGCCUCGAUCCGACGCAGUACAUCUUCGUGUUCAACCUCCGUGCCUAUGACCGUAUCAACAAAACCCCUGCGCUCAUUAAACAAGAAGAAGAAUCCGGCGUCACGUAUCAACAACUCCAGCGCGCCGAAGCCGAAGAAAUCAUGGGCUCUGGCAUUCACGGCUACGCAGGUGACUCCUCAUCAGACGAAGAAACUGCAGACCUGGCCGUCAGCAAAGACGAACACGAGCGAAUCAUCGACCGAAAACGCAAAUUCGAAGCUUCCAGACGACACGGCGGAGCCGAAGACCCCAUCACUUCAACUGAUUCGAUUGCUGAAGACGCCAUGGCGCGCGGCGGGCUGGUCAGUGAGGAACCGUGGGAAGGCGAGCCGGAAGACGAGAAGGAGAACUUCGUGCAAGAGGAACUCUACAUCCACGCGAAACUCCUGAUCGCCGACGACAAGACCGUCAUCUGUGGGUCCAGCAACCUGAACGACCGCUCGCAAUUGGGCCGACACGACUCGGAACUCUCCAUCGUCAUGACCGACACCAAGAUCCUGGAGUCCACCAUGGACGGCAAGCCCUACCAGGCAGGCCACCACGCCGCAACACUCCGCCGACAUCUGUGGCGCGAACAUCUCGGCAUAAUUGAAGCACAGGAAGUCGACGGCAGCAACGAUCCAAACGCACAGCCGCCCACAGUCUGCCCGAACGACUCAUAUUCAGGCGAAGAGUGGGAUUUCGUUGCGGACCCGCUCGGAGACGCUGUCUGGGAGAAAUGGACGUCCCAGGCCACAACCAACACCGAGGUCUACCGCCACUUGUUCCGUGCAGAUCCCGACAACAACAUCAAGACAUGGAAGGACUACGACUCCUUUGCGCCUCGCAAGACAAUCAAGCAGGGCCAUCUCCACGAUCCGCAUAUGCCGGCAGAGUUGAUCAGGCAGGAAAUGGACAAGAUCCGUGGACAUCUCGUCUGGAUGCAAUUGGAUUUCUUGUGCGAGGAGGAAAUGGCCGAGAAGGGUAUUCAAGUCAACUCUAUGACUGAGGCGAGUCUUUCCUUCAAUCUAUCCUCUAAAACUAUUUCUCGUGAACAAUUUACUAACAAUCUUUCGUCUCUGUAG
Exophiala bonariae is the source of this 2568-nucleotide messenger RNA. RefSeq lists its product as uncharacterized. The transcript has 3 exons. Gene Ontology annotation, biological process: intracellular signal transduction; phospholipid catabolic process; phosphatidic acid biosynthetic process. Gene Ontology annotation, molecular function: D-type glycerophospholipase activity. NCBI's taxonomy places the organism in Eukaryota, Fungi, Ascomycota, Eurotiomycetes, Chaetothyriales, Herpotrichiellaceae. Gene Ontology annotation, cellular component: intracellular membrane-bounded organelle. The record is from RefSeq and is a predicted model, not a curated record. The coding region runs from base 1 to 2568 and encodes 855 amino acids.